Molecule: messenger RNA, 1227 nt
Organism: Spodoptera litura
Lineage: Eukaryota; Metazoa; Arthropoda; Insecta; Lepidoptera; Noctuidae
Product: peptidoglycan-recognition protein LB-like
Biological process (GO): innate immune response; peptidoglycan catabolic process
Molecular function (GO): N-acetylmuramoyl-L-alanine amidase activity; zinc ion binding; peptidoglycan binding
Source: RefSeq, a predicted model, not a curated record
UCCUUUGAUAUAAACUUCGACUGAAAGAAGCUUUAACGUUCGUUGUAUAGUGUACCAACAUACCGCGUCUAAAGAUCGAAAUUUGAAUUUGUGAUAGAACUUGUUUUUUUACAAACGGUUUAAAAAUAGAAUUUGAUUUGAAACUGGAAUAUCUAACUGGCCGUUAUAAUAAAUUACUUGAGAAACAAUGGCCAAAAUAAUUCAAAUUUUCUUCGCCUGUGCUUGCGUGUUAGCCGUUUCAGCUAUUCCCUCUGGAAAAUCACGCAACGCUUACUCAUACCCUUUCAACUUCGUGGGCCGGGAGUCAUGGGGAGCUAGACCCCCUAAUGGCGCGACCCCUUUAUCUCUGCCAGUACCCUACGUGGUGGUCCACCACAGCUACAUUCCUCCUGAUUGCGACACUGAGGACUCCUGCAAGCACAACAUGAGACUGAUGCAAGAUAUGCAUCAGAUCGUUAAUGGAUGGCAGGAUAUUGGAUACAAUUUCGCAGUGGGCGGCGAAGGUUCAGUUUACGAAGGUCGGGGCUGGGAAGCCGUUGGAGCUCAUGCUGUGUCUUACAACGUUAAAAGCAUCGGCAUUUGUAUGAUUGGAGACUUCGUAGGUAAACUUCCCCCACAAGCUCAACUGGAAUCACUAAAGAAACUAAUUGCGAGUGGAGUGGAGCUUGGCUACAUCAGUAGAGACUACAAACUGAUUGGUCACCGACAGGUCGCCGCCACAGAAUGUCCAGGACAAGCCCUCUUCAACGAGAUAUCCACCUGGGACCAUUUCACACCAGCCCUAUAACGAACAAAAUUAAAAAAAAGCCAGUGCCGGAUUUAGCGUGUGUGGGGCCCGUAACAAAAUUUUCUAAGGGGCCCAUUGAUAUCUAGUCUUAUAAUUCCAAUUCAAAUUUUUAUUACAUUUUAUCAUUUGUACAAUAGGUGUUACAAUUGGGUACAGACUCAUACGAUAAGCUAGAGUUACAUUUGGAUAUACCAACGGGUCCCCACUUAUUGACUGGGGCCCAUAGCAUUUACCAUUACUGUCGCAGUAAAUCCGAUACUAAAAAAAGCAAUGAUUUAGGUGUGAUUCUUAUAAUGUCUAGGUUUUAUUUAUGACUAGAUCUAAAUACCUCUAUACUAGUCACAUACUAUGCAAAUACUCGACGCAAUCUGUACUGUGAACAGUGCUGUGAUUAUUGUUAAGUGUUUUAGCAAAUAAAUGUUGUAUUUUUUAUAUUUUUA